AUGAGCACCGGCGACGCACUUCCGCCCGACGAGCUCGACGACGUCGAGGCGCUUCGCUACGCGCUUCUCAUCGUCGAGAUGAUCAGCGCGAAGAAGGCGGUCGGCGAGAAUCGGCGGGCCGACGAGUUGGCGCGCGAGAAGGCCGCCGAGGUGAUGCGCCAACUCGAGCAGCUCGCCAUCCACAAUCUCAGUCGGCCGCAUUCCGACUCGUUCGCUUCCGCCUAUGAGCAAUUCGUCAAUCUCGAGCACUCGAUGCGCGGCUUCACCGACAUGCACAAGGACGUGUGUCGAAUGAGCGUGCUGAACAAGAUCUAUCAUAUGCAUCGCGGCACGCCGUUUUUGAUUCGCAUCGAGAAUCCCGCCAACAUUCAUCUGUACGACUAG
Caenorhabditis bovis is the source of this 384-nucleotide messenger RNA. The record is from the annotation of a GenBank genome assembly. Lineage: Eukaryota; Metazoa; Nematoda; Chromadorea; Rhabditida; Rhabditidae.